Messenger RNA from Pipistrellus nathusii (Nathusius's pipistrelle), 1923 nucleotides. Lineage: Eukaryota; Metazoa; Chordata; Mammalia; Chiroptera; Vespertilionidae. The record is from the annotation of a GenBank genome assembly.
AUGCUAAGAUCAACUUUAGCUCAGCAAGGAAUACCAGUGUAUUCAGUAGCAUGGGACCCUGAUUCAGAAAAGGUUCUUUACACAGCAGGCAAGCAGCUGAUCAUUAAGCCUCUUCAACCAAAUGCUAAAGUUUUACAGUGGAAAGCUCAUGAUGGCAUUAUUUUAAAAGUAGAUUGGAACUCAGUCAAUGAUUUAAUUUUAUCUGCUGGUGAAGACUGUAAAUAUAAGGUAUGGGAUAGUUAUGGCCGCCUUCUGUAUAAUUCACAGCCCCAUGAGCAUCCCGUUACCUCAGUUGCCUGGGCUCCAGAUGGGGAAUUAUUUGCUGUUGGAUCGUUUCAUACUUUACGUUUGUGUGAUAAAACUGGGUGGUCAUAUGCUUUGGAAAAGCCCAACACUGGCAGCAUAUUUAAUAUUGCAUGGUCAGUGGAUGGCACCCAGAUUGCUGGAGCCUGCGGAAAUGGACAUGUUGUUUUCGCACAUGUGGUGGAGCAACGCUGGGAGUGGAAAAAUUUUCAAGUAACAUUAACCAAAAGAAGGACUAUGCAGGUGCGAAACGUGCUUAAUGAUGCAGUGGAUUUACUGGAAUUCCGUGACAGAGUCAUUAAAGCAUCUUUGAACUAUGCCCACUUAGUUGUUUCAACGUCUCUUCAAUGUUAUGUGUUCUCUACGAAGAACUGGAAUACACCACUUAUAUUUGAUCUCAAAGAAGGAACUGUUAGUUUGAUUCUGCAAGCAGAAAGACAUUUUCUUCUUGUGGAUGGUGGUGGUAUCUAUUUAUAUUCUUAUGAAGGGCGCUUCAUUUCUUCUCCAAAAUUUCCUGGAAUGAGAACAGAUAUUCUGAAUGCACAGACUGUAUCUCUGAGUAACGAUACCAUAGCAAUAAAAGAUAAAGCCGAUGAAAAAAUUAUCUUCCUCUUUGAGGCAUCAACUGGAAAACCAUUAGGUGAUGGAAAGCUUCUCUCUCAUACGAAUGAAAUUUCGGAGAUUGCUCUGGAUCAAAAAGGACUUACUAAUGACAGAAAAAUUGCUUUUAUUGAUAAAAAUAGAGAUCUCUAUAUCACCUCAGUGAAACGAUUUGGGAAGGAAGAACAAAUUAUCAAACUUGGAACAAUGGUGCAUACUUUGGCGUGGAGUGAUACAUGCAAUAUCCUUUGUGGACUUCAAGAUACUCGAUUUACAGUGUGGUAUUACCCCAAUACAGUUUAUGUGGACAAAGACAUUUUUCCCAAAACAUUAUAUGAAAGGGAUGCCAGUGAAUUUAGUAAAAAUCCCCAUAUUGUGAGCUUUGUGGGAAAUCAGGUAACUAUAAGAAGAGCCGACGGCUCAUUGUUUCACAUGAGCAUAUCUCCAUAUCCUGCUAUUCUCCAUGAAUAUGUGAACAGUUCAAAAUGGGAAGAUGCUAUAAGACUCUGUCGCUUUGUUAAGGAACAAACCAUGUGGGCCUGCCUAGCUGCUAUGGCAGUUGCUAAUCGAGAUAUGACAACUGCAGAAAUAGCCUACGCAGCGAUUGGUGAGAUUGAUAAGGUUCAAUACAUCAAUUCUAUAAAAGAUCUUCCAUCUAAAGAAUCAAAAAUGGCCCACAUAUUAAUGUUUAGUGGGAAUAUACAGGAAGCUGAAAUACUACUUCUUCAGGCUGGCCUUGUUUACCAAGCAAUCCAGAUAAAUAUUGAUCUCUACAAAUGGGAAAGGGCACUUGAAUUGGCUGUUAAAUACAAAACACACGUUGAUACAGUUCUUGCCUACCGUCAAAAGUUUUUGGAGACAUUUGGUAAACAGGAAACUGAUAAACGAUACUUGCAGUAUGCAGAAGGUCUCCAAAUAGAUUGGGAGAAAAUCAAAGUAAAAAUUGAAAUGGAAAUUACCAAAGAACGAGAGCGAUCAUCAAACAGUCAGUCCAGCAAGAUUUUAGAGCAAAAGUUCUAA